GAGAUUAGUUCCUCUCUUGUCACCCAGCAGAGCAGCACCCGGUUAUUAUGUGAUAUCGCCCACCAUGGCUGUGGUGUAUGCGGACUUGAGGUUUGCACGGUCUCCGGCACAGGAACCACCUACAACGGACCUGUCCCAGAUAUAUGGCGAGUGGGAAGUCACAUAUGAGAAUGUGAAGCCUCUGAGAGAACAAGGAGAAAGGAGGGAAGAUUCCAGCACCCCAGUCCUACGCCGUUGGCUGCACAGAUUUUCGGCUGUUCACUCUCCUUACGUCACUGUCUGCCUGAUGCCCAUCUGUCUCGUCCUACUGGGGGCGACUAUCAGACUGUCUGUGGACUUGUCCCAGAUGUCUCACCUCCAUGAGGAAAUUGCUGGCCAGUUUGAGAAGCUGCAGGAGGAUCAUAGGGCCCUUAAUGCAACCCUGUUGGACACCAUCCUACAGAAAGAGCAGGACCUGCAAGGGAAAGAGGAGAUGCUGAUAAAGACGAGGGCAGAAUUGGAAAAGACACAGAACCUUCUGGGAACCAGUAGGGGGAGUAACACUGACAUGAACCAAAGACUGGAGGCAACAGUCAGACAGAGGAACCAGCUCCAGUCUGAUCUCCGUGACUGCCAAAUGGAUUUGCAGAGAAAAAUGGUGGAACUGGGAGAGACGAGCGGCCAGAGAACAAGUUGUCAGAAUGAGCUGAACUCCUGCAGAUGGGACCAAGGAACAAUAAAUAAUCAUUACAGACAGUCGCAAAGCUCCGUUGCUGACAAAAGCAAACAGCUGAAUACGGCACAGGGAAACUUGGCCAAGGCACAAUGGGAAUUACAGAAUGUGAAGAACAACUUGAAAGAGACGGAGAGAAAUCUUGACGAAAUCAGGAGAAGUGACGCACAGAAAGGGAAGAAUCUUUUGGCUCUGCAGCAACAGUGGAGUGAAGUUCAGCAAUGCGUCUCUGUCUCCUGUAAGAACCCCAGUAAUGCAGAGAUUGGACCCUACAAUGAUCCUUUCAAUUACUGCCCAGACGUCUGGCAGCAGAUUGGAGACCAGUGCUACUACUUCUCUAAUGAAUCCAAGUACAGACUAGCUAGUGAAAUCUUCUGCAGGGGCACCGGGGCCGUGUUGGCCAAAAUAGAAGAAAGUGAUGACAUUCUAAAGGAAAUGAUAACAAAGUCUUCUCGUUCUUACUGGAUUGGGCUGAAGAAGGUUGAACACUCAAAUCUCUUCCAUUGGAGUGAUAAUUCCAAACAAAUCCUAGAGAGCUCAGCAAAUCAAUUCUGUGCCAUGGCCUCUCCUCAACUGAAGGCAGAAAUGUGCUUGAGGCUCUUGCCUUGGAUUUGCCAGAAGAAAACAGAGCAAUGUCAUAACAAGAUGGAACUCUUAAAGUGCUUUGGGGAGAAACUGGGGGUAUUUGGGAAGCGGAACCGUCCCUAGUCAAUUACUGAGAACCCAAGCAACACGGAGCAUUGGAACAUGGGACAGACAAUGAAAUAACAUAGUAUAUAUACCUGUGACUUUAUUAUAAAUAUGUCAUUUUGGUUUCCAUUCUGGCCAGGACCUUCUCUGUAUUUUCUCCCUGUGAGAUCUUGAGUUCAUUCUGCCCCAGGGCAAUAUCUGUUUUGUCUGUAUGUGGAGAGAGGGUCAGUAGCUGCAUGGAGUCUGUAUGUUCUGUGUGGGGAGAAUUUGGUUUUAUUCUGAUCACGGCAGGAGGAGUCUGUAUGUUCUCCCUGUGUGUUUUUAUGGGUUUCCUCACAGGGACAUAAAUGAGCCCCCUGGCCUCCAUUCCUCCCUUUUCUUUCUUUUUCCUGUAUUUUUAUUUGUAUUAAU
Xenopus laevis (African clawed frog) is the source of this 1813-nucleotide messenger RNA. Its product is annotated as CD209 antigen-like. Lineage: Eukaryota; Metazoa; Chordata; Amphibia; Anura; Pipidae. The record is from RefSeq and is a predicted model, not a curated record. The transcript is spliced from 9 exons. The coding region runs from base 65 to 1420 and encodes 451 amino acids.